Molecule: messenger RNA, 1017 nt
Organism: Girardinichthys multiradiatus
Lineage: Eukaryota; Metazoa; Chordata; Actinopteri; Cyprinodontiformes; Goodeidae
Product: trace amine-associated receptor 13c-like
Exons: 2
Coding region: 1-1017 (338 amino acids)
Biological process (GO): G protein-coupled receptor signaling pathway
Cellular component (GO): membrane
Molecular function (GO): trace-amine receptor activity
Source: RefSeq, a predicted model, not a curated record
AUGGAUCAGAGAGCUGUCACUGCCACUGGUCUGUCAAGGUCUCUGAUGAUGGAGGCCAGUGGCGGAGAAGAACUUUGCUUUCCACAACUUCUCAACACCUCCUGUAGAAAGCCAACAAUUUCGUGGGUCAUAGCCGUAUUUCUGCAGUUUCUGCUCUUUUUUAACAGUGUGUCCACUGUGACGCUCAAUCUGUUUGUUAUCAUCUCAGUCUCCCACUUCAGGCAGCUUCACAAAACCACCAACUUCCUGCUCCUGUCUCUGGCCAUCUCAGACUUGAUGGUAGGUCUUGUUUUUUUUCCAGGUGAAAGUGUCAGACUAACAACUUGCUGGUUGUUUGGUGAUAUUAUGUGUUUAAUGUACAUUUACAUUAUAAGUCUUAUCGUCUCUGCCUCAGUGGGAAAUAUAGUACUGAUAUCUGUUGACCGCUAUGUGGCCAUCUGUGACCCUCUGCAUUAUCACAGCAGAAUCACUGUGACAAGAACACAAUUAUGUAUCUGUCUAUGCUGGCUUUAUUCAGCUUUCUACAGCAUUACAUUUGUGGGGGAUGGCAUCAGUGAAAAAAAGAUUCUAUGCCAUGGACAAUGUGUGUUGUUUAACUAUUAUGCUUUUGUUAUCGAUCUUGUUUUAUCGUUUACUGUCCCAGUUACUGUCAUCAUAGUUCUCUACAGCAAAGUAUUUGUAAUGGCAGUUUUUCAGGCUCGAGCCAUCCGCUCUCGUGUUACAGCUAUUUCCCUGCAGCGUACAGUGACAGGAAGGAAAUCCGAACUAAAAGCAGCCAGGACUCUUGGCAUUUUAGUGCUUGUGUUUCUAAUGUGUUUCUGUCCAUUUUACUUUGCUGCUCUUGGAGGUGACAUCUCAUUUAACACAUCUGCCACUGUGCUCUGUCUUUUCAGCAUUAACUCUUGCCUUAACCCUUUGAUCUAUGCUAUAUUUUAUCCCUGGUUCAGAAAAGCAAUUAAACACAUUGUGACCCUAAAUAUAUUACAGUCUGGUUCCAGUAAGGCCAACAUUCUGUAG